CCGUUGACGUCACGGACACGUGUCGAUCACGUGAGCGCUGCCGCUGCCGCUGAAGUUUCUAAGAUGGCGGCCAGUAAUUAUUAUGGAUUCACACAUGCAGCUGCCGCCGCCGGCCCGCAGUACAGUGCCCAGCCGCCUCCUGUCUAUUCCCACCCAACCACGGGCAGCUAUAACAUCCAGGCCGCCCCUGGAGUGGCCCAUGCUGUGACGGCCUCGUACCCCACCGCCCACCCUGCGAGUCCCGCGGUCACCGCCCCCUACCCCACCUACCAGCCCCAUCCUGCCCCCAACUACUGCUACCAGCAGCCCGAAACGUCGCCGCAGCUGACGACCACCCAUCAAACCUACCAGGUGCUGACUGAACCGGAGAAUUAUAGCUACGGUCGACUGCCGUCGGUCAGCAGCUACGAGAACAAGCAGUACUUUCAAACGAGCAUCGCACCUGUGCAGCAAACCGCAACCGAGGCCUACUUCCAGACAGGGUUGAAAACCGGCUACGGCACGACGAGCACAGCAUACAGUCAGCCGCCUGUUCAAAGACAGGUCGCAGCUCUGAAACCCCCUCCCGCUGCGAGCUCUGUGUCCUCUAGCUACACCAUCUACCCGACGUCAACCAGCGUACAGCAAAGUCCAGCCCCCAUAUCCACCUACACCCCCAGUUCUUCCUUCAGCUCCACAGCUGCUACGUCUUACUCCAUCGGUCUCAGCUAUUCCAGCUAUGAGUCUAGCGGUUACACAUCCGCGCCGUCGUACUUCCAGCCGGCACAGAUGGUGCCCCCGCAGCCUCAACCUCCACCGCCCCUCCAGCAGCCGCCACAGCCGACACCACCGCAGCAGACGCAACAACUUCCAAAACAGCUCACCAAAUCCUCUUGGAGCAACACCGGGAGUGGCGCAGUCACCACCCCCACCGUCAAUGCAUACAAGAAACCCAUUUUCCACCAGAGCAAAAUCCAAAAACCCAAAGGGCCGCCCAAACAGCCACAGCUGCACUAUUGCGAUAUCUGCAAGAUAAGCUGUGCCGGUCCGCAGACGUAUCGAGAACAUCUGGAAGGACAGAAGCACAAGAAGAAAGAGGCGGCUCAGAAGAGCGGCAGUCAGGUGACCAACGGACCUCGUGGAGUCCAGACGCAGCUGCGCUGUGAAUUGUGUGACGUCUCAUGCACCGGCGCCGAUGCUUACGCUGCACACAUCCGGGGAUCCAAGCACCAGAAGGUUGUGAAGUUGCACACCAAACUUGGCAAACCCAUCCCUUCAACGGAGCCCGUUUUCGUGAGCUCUGCCCCUGUUGCCGUGACAAUGACUACUAGCAAGACAGCGGCGACAACCGCUCCCACCCCUACAUCGGUGGCGCAGAAGACGCUGGCUCCUUCCAAACUCACGGCGUCUCUUGCGAAAAAACCCGCCACUGCUAAAGUUGCCAUUAUCGGCAGCAGAACGUCCACACCAGCUCCGGUAAAGCUGGAGGAGGCGAAGCUGUCUGUAGUGAAGACGGACACUUUGAGUGAAGAUGAGGAUGGUGAUGGUACUGGAGCUCAAGGAGACAUUCAGCCUGUGGGACACGAUUAUGUUGAAGAGAUUCGAAAUGACGAGGGAAAGGUGAUUCGCUUUCACUGUAAACUGUGUGAAUGCAGCUUCAACGAUCCCAACGCUAAAGACAUGCACCUGAAGGGACGGAGACACCGGCUGCAGUACAAGAAAAAAGUGAAUCCAGACCUUCCUGUGGAGAUCAAGCCCAGUAAUCGAGCACGGAAACUUCUGGAAGUCAAACUGCGAAAGCAGAAGCAGAAAUCUGUGCUGAAGAGACAACAAGAGGAUGAACAGCGCUGGCACAUGGAAAUGAGCUGGAGGUACGAGGAGGACAUGUACUGGAGGAGAAUGGAGGAGGAGCAGUUAUACUGGGUGGAGACGAGACACCGAAUGGCCCCGCCUCCUCUCAUGGGCCGGCCCAGCAUGCCGGUGCCGUCCCUUUUGCCCGUGCGACGGCCCGAUUCGCCCGACGACCACCACAUCAUGGCCAAACACUCGGCCAUCUACCCCGUGGAGGAGGAGCUUCAGGCCGUCCAGCGAAUCGUGUCGCAUUCUGAGCGCGCGCUCAAACUGGUGUCUGAUUCGCUGCUGGAGAAGGAGGCGUGUGCUGCGGACGACGACGACAACGACGUGACGGACAAACAGUCGGAGUCUCAGGCUCGUGUUCUCAAAGGAGUCGUGCGCGUGGGAAUCCUGGCUAAAGGUCUCCUCCUACGCGGCGACCGCAACGUUCAGCUCAUCCUGUUAGCGGCCAAGAAACCCACCACCUCUCUAUUGAGAACCGUUGCAGAGCAAAUGCCCAAACAACUAGCGCCUCAGAGAAAGACCCUCCUGAUGUUCUCGGCAGGACCAAGUGCCUUGAGUAUUUAGCGGCUCUGCGACAUGCUAAAUGGUUUCAGGCUCGGGCGAACGGUCUUCAGUCUUGCGUCAUCAUUAUUCGGGUUCUGCGGGAUCUGUGUCAGCGCAUACCUACCUGGG
This is a messenger RNA of Sinocyclocheilus anshuiensis, 2508 nucleotides long. RefSeq names its product zinc finger RNA-binding protein-like. Gene Ontology annotation, molecular function: single-stranded RNA binding; double-stranded RNA binding; zinc ion binding. The record is from RefSeq and is a predicted model, not a curated record. Bases 64 to 2400 code for a protein of 778 amino acids. Lineage: Eukaryota; Metazoa; Chordata; Actinopteri; Cypriniformes; Cyprinidae. The transcript has 15 exons. Gene Ontology annotation, cellular component: precatalytic spliceosome.